Molecule: messenger RNA, 6863 nt
Organism: Leptomonas pyrrhocoris
Lineage: Eukaryota; Euglenozoa; Kinetoplastea; Trypanosomatida; Trypanosomatidae
Exons: 1
Coding region: 1410-6863 (1817 amino acids)
Cellular component (GO): cytoplasm
Molecular function (GO): guanyl-nucleotide exchange factor activity
Source: RefSeq, a predicted model, not a curated record
GGAAGAUAUAUAUCCAAUCAGACUCAACGAUGAAGAAGUUUCGCAGUGGAAACUCUGGACCUUAUACAGCGGAGUAUCAUGCACUUCUUGGGGCGACACCAUGGAUCAUGGUUCGUCGCCUCUUAAGCCACGCGCAAUUUGGGUCGUCUGAGAAUGAUGGUACACCGCAGCUAUCGGAAGGUGACAUCGCAACAGUUUUCUCGCAGUUUGGUGAGAUCACCGACGUUCGUUUUGUGCGCCACCAAAAGACCGGACGGUUUCUUGGCACUGCAUUCAUUAAAUUUGCUGAUUAUCGUAGCAGCAUCCUUGCCGCUGACGAGCUCAACAGUGAUUUCGAGAAAGGAGAGUCGUUUUUCUUAUCCGCUUCUCAAGAAACUGCGGCGUCAGGAUCAGGUCAGAAAGGGAUUACAGUGGAACGCUGCGAAGAGGCUGUAGUACCAGCAUUAUACAGCUCAGAGAUGGAAUCCUACCCUCAAUGGUUGUCACGGCAUCACGUUUUUUCGCAGUGAAGAGUUCUGAUCACUGCGUUUUCCGGAAAGCUUCGAAAGUGAACUGCUCCCUCUUACGGUGAGCCCCAACUGUUAUCGAAGUAAAAGAUGGAGCUUAAUGAGAUGCGCUCACGCACCGCUGCUUUCAUGCAACAAGAUCCGUCUCCUUAUGGAAACAAACCAUUUGUGCAGCGAUUGCGAUGGUGUUGCGUCUUUUCUCGUUCUUGUUAUGUCGCGGCUCUUUUCGUUGGCGUUGUUUGAUGAGGUCCUGCUGUUGAAUUAGCCUACAAUUUAACCGAAUGUUGGGCCCAACUUAGUGGUAUUUUUGUAACUGCCAAGCUUGGAUGAAUGGGCUGGUAUUGUUCUCAACUUCAACAGCAUUCAAAUUUUGGAUUUGCUGACAUGAUCGUUUUGCGUCAGCAUUGUCUUGAGAGCCACCUGUCUCGCUUUCGGUACAUACAGCUUCGCUUCUGUUUGGCUGCCGCAAUCUUCUUGUAACGUUAUGGACUUGUUAUUUCCAUCAUUCUUCCCCCCUUUCCCCUACCAACGACUCUCGCAUUACCACUCAUCACAGUGAGCUUUGCAGACCUUCUCAAAGGUAUCUGUGACUGCGUCAGCGUCUGUGACUUCCCGUCCGACUUUACUAGUACUGCAAACUGUGUGACUUUCAUACCGCCACAUCAUUCAGGAGCAUAUUAAAGUGCACGAUAAGCUUUUUUCUCGUAUUUUGUGGCUGCGUUUGGGCGCUGGAUUUUUUCCUUUAUUGGCAUUUCUGUGAUAGUUUUAUCCUAUUGUUAGUGGCCCAGUUUAACAAGUUUCGCAGGAAAUAACCCUCUUGAACCUUUUUUUUUUCUGUUUUGACUGUUUUUACGCUGCGGCGUCUUCUUUUCUUCUUUUUUAAUUCUGUUUCUCAGAAGGCCAAUGGAAGCUGCGUGCCAACGGUUUUGUGACGGAGACAUUUCCAGUCUUUUUGAUAUAGUAAAUUUUAUCGAUGCCAGAAAGUCACAUGAAAACCAUAGGCUUGGCACUAGGACCCUAACUGCCAUAAUCAACCUUCUCAUCCAAGAGGGUGCGGAGCUGCGGCGCGCACAUGGCAAAGAUUAUGGCCUUCCUAGUCCUCCUGCAUUUUUCGCCACCCGCGUUCUGGCACAGGUAGGGACACGGCAGUCAGAAGAGGGUUCCGAGGUGCAGCGUGCUCUCCUCGUUUUAGGGCUCCAGCGCUGUCGUGACCUGUGCCUUGAUGCGUACUUCGGUCUAGGACGGGCGCAGCGCUAUUACGUGAUUAUGUUCGUCAAACUGCUGACGAUGCUUUACGGGUGUACACCACAGGACCUCCUGCACAACGAGACCUCAAUCAACAUGUUAACCGGCUGCUUAGAGGCUGGGCAGAGCGCACAACAUUCUCCCGGGGCAGUAAGUUUGUCGGAAACGGCAGCACGUGCGUCGCCGCAGCAACACGCCGGAAGCACCUCCGGCAACAUUGCCGGCAGCGGGCCUUCGCGUGGGAGUCACGCGCGGUCGCCGCCGCCUCCGCGCGACGGGGCACCAAAUUCAUCACGACCCUCUAACAUUCAAAAUCGGAGCGCUUUACUGGUGUCCAUCCCUGGGGUAUCGUUUGACAUGCCGUUGCGCGCAACGCGCGGGUAUCGAGACUUGCCAAAGAAGCCCAUCAACGCACCGUUCGCAGUGAAUCCGCUCUAUGAGGAUGCGUCUUCACCUGGUGGUGAGGGUAAUGCUAGAGACACAAACGUCAUCAGCAGACCGGACUCUCCUGUCUCGCCCAGUCCUGGACUGGUAACGGUGGCGUAUUCCGCGGCUCCAGAGAUCACCAUUCCAGCGCAGUUCCCCACCCCCGUUGUGCUCUUCUCUUCCUACUACGGCCUUGGGUGUGUGCCGCGGUUGCCGACAACGGACGACUUGGCCCGCCUCGACGCGUGGCGACAGGAAAGCCAACAACUUCCGCGCCCGCCGCGUGACUUGCAGAAGUCUAUUAUUAAAACUGGCAAAGGCUUUGCGGAGAGCGGCGACGCGGGAAGAGAGUUUGGCAGGAUGCGACUCGCAGCUCUGCGCUGCAGCACGCCAGGCCCUACAUCGGAGGCCGAGACGCCGACUUUUUUGGUGCACAAUGAAGACAACUUCGCUCCUGCAAACACGGCUGCUGCUCCGUACCAGCGUCUGUGUCGGCAAUCCCUGCUGCUGCAGCAGUACAUAGAUCACGGAAAGCUGCUGAGCUGGGGCUCUGCGGCGAAGGGUGCGCUCGGACCGUCACGACAGCGUCGCCCCCUACGCGGGUUUGACUCCUCCGACCGCCCCGCGGCAAUCGCACCGCCGCCAGCCCCGCCCACCAAAGCCUCUGCGCCUCUGAACAACCCCGCCACCACCGCGGCACAGAAGCAAAACGCACCAGGCAAAGCCACCGCUAGCGAAGCAAAGCCAAAUAAAAUAGUUCCCACCGCCACCAACACUCACAGCAACCACGACAACAGCCCACCGACGACUGUUGAGAAGGCCCCGACACCGCUGACGAGCACGCGGGCCGUCUCGUCGGGUCCGCAAGGCUACUCCGACGUUGCUGCAACGCCGACGGCCACUCACGCUCAAAACGGUCCGCACCGCGCGCCAUCGAGCCCGUCAGGAUGCGAGGAGUACGUCUACCUCCCCACACCCGUUUACACGACGGCGCGCGUGGCGGCGAUCGCGUGUGGACUUUCCGUCACCUACGUGGUCACCACCGAAGGCGUUCUCUACAGCUGCGGUCGUGGGGAGAACGGUCAACUGGGGAUUGGCAUGCGCAGCUUGCGCUACGCCGAGUCGGGGACGAGCUGUCUGCAACGGGUGCUGCUGAAGGAGGACGAGACCGUCACACGCGUCGCGGCGGGAACGGCGUGCGCUGUUGCACUUGCCGGCGACGACACCCUCUAUUGCUGGGGCCACAACGUAUAUGGACAAUGCGUGAAGCUGCCAGACCUCAGCCGCGUCUUGACACCUGUCCGGCUGCGGACCUGCGCGUACAAGGUCCGUGACAUCUGCUUUGGUCAGUUUUUUGGCGUACUGCUCUUCGACGACGGAGGGAUGGGCACGUGGGGCAUCGCCUCAAUGUUGGGCGUCAUCACCGCGGAGAAGGCACAGCGAGAGAGUUUGGCACCGGAUCAGUGCAAGUGCGCGCGUCACGUGGUGCGGUUGGAGCUCGAAACGGACUGCCCAAUGGCGGCGGUGCGGGCCGGUCCAUGGCACGCGCUGGCCAUCUCAAAGCGCGGCGAGGUGUACACGUGGGGCGUCGGCCGCGGUGGUCGGCUGGGCCACGGCACCGACGGCGCGGAGGUGAAGCCGCGGCUUGUUCAGGGACUCAGCAUGUGCUACGUCGUCGACGCCAGCUGCGCGAGCGCGCACACCGCGGUGCUGACCAGCUCGGGCAGCGUGUACGUGUUUGGCGAAAACGCGGAAGGUCAGCUCGGGCUGCGGGGCCGAUCACCGCGUCGCCUCCCUAUGGCGCUGCCCCUGCCUGGCAAGGCGGUCGCCGUGGCCUGUGCACGGGAACACACCUGCGUGCUCCUGCAAGACGGCGACGUCGUCGCCUGCGGGUCGUACCGGACGAGUGGCGUCGGCCUGGGCUACGGCACCCGACUCUGCGCCCCAGUGCGCAUCCUCACCAACUACGUCAGCCUGACGCUGCAGUGCGGACACUUCCACAGCCUCGCCGGCGCGCUGCCCCGCCGCACCGCGCUGAUGACCGUGGGCUGCUCUACCAUCGAUGAGGUGUCACGCAUUUUGAGUGUGGUGGUGCGCAGCGGCGUGCGUUGCGCCGCCUCGGGGGUCGGCUUCCUCGUCGUGCUGUCCGAGAACAACUCCCUCGUCUCGAUCGGUCGCGGCGAGCGAGGGCAGCUGGGCAUUGGCGACUGCAUGAAACCCGCCAGCAGCGACGACGUCACCGUGACGCCGAAGUUCACGCCGGUGCAGCUGCCCAGCGGGGUGGUCAUCCAGCACCUUCGCUGCGGACCCGACUACGUCGUGGCACUUGACCAAAAUGGGGCGGUGUACGGGUGGGGCAGCAACGAGCGUCAAAAGCUGGGCCAGCCACUUCAGGUGGACUACGUGUACACCCCCGUGCGACUCAGCGGCUACGGGCAGCAGCAGCGCAUUGUACAGGUGGCAUGCGGUGGCACGUUCAUGAUCGCGCUGACCGGUGACGGCGACGUUCUGACGCAUGGUGAGGCAACCUACUGCGGACUCGGGCGAGAGUUGCGAGACUCGCGCAAGCUGAACGUCAGCACCCCAACCGCCAUUCCUAGCCUGCGCGACAUCGUCGCAAUUGCAGCAGGUCGGCGACACGCCAUUGCCAUGACGGCCUCGUGCAACAUCUACGCGUGGGGCGUCGGUGUUCUCGGCUGCGGGGCUGCUGCUGCUGCUGUUGCUGUUGGGCGUGCUGAUUCUGUCACGUCGGCCGCCUUCACUCCGGUGCGGGUGGCACUGACGGAGCAUAUCCGCACUAUCGGCUGCGGCGCCCACAACUCCUUCGCGAUUACCGAUGACGGUGCGUUGUGGGUGUGGGGGGUGAACAUGUACGGCGAGUGCGGAGUGCCGCCCAGUUGCGAGGGCGGUGCUCACGUGACCGCGGCGGGGUCGACACCGCAGCAGCCGGAUGGCAUGGCUGCACCAGAGGACGCGGUGCGGGUAAUGCAGACACCGAUCUGCGUCGCCCGGCAGGUGCGUGACGCCGCCUUUACGAGCCAAUUUGGCCUGGCGGUGUUUGAGGAUGGUCAGGUGCGUGUGUCGGGGCGGGUGCGUCACGGCGGUCGCAAGUACUUUUUGCCAACCUUCCACAGUGAUCCGCAGCCGCAUUUCUCGAUUGAAGUGAACGAGCCGGUGCGGGGGCGCUGGCAGGGCGAGAGCUCCUCAAUGGGGUCCUCCCAGUUGUCGAGGGUGGAGGCGGCAGCAGCAGCCAUCAGUGCAGCGCCCGCCCCGCCGACACACGCAAGCAAACGGGAGGUGGUCAACUUAGGCGACGAAGACGAAGACGAUGCUGACGAGGAGGGCGAUGACAGCAGCUCUACCCUUUCCUCCGUCGGAUCGGGGAGGGUUUCCCCCCAGAUGCACCCGUCUGCCAGCGCACGGCUGCCGCCAUCCUCUGCGGGCACCGCCGCGGCGUUGCCGGUGCAACGUGCGUCGUGCGCCGCGGUAGCCGAGUCUCGGCGCUCCCCGCUCAAGGAGGUGGCACAACAGGAGCUGCAGCAGCAGCUGGCACCGAAGGUGGUGUCGCCGUCUCGUGAGUCCACUGGUGCACCCCCCCGUCCCUCCAGCAGUGAUGAUCACACAGAACCUCCCGUGGGUGUCAGCGCCAGAGCGUCAGCAGAGCCCCCGACACACACUACUACCACCCCCACAAUCACCCCUGCCUCAAAUCCGCGUUUGCCGCCGGUCCGUCCGUCCACCAGUCGUCCCCACUACGACGAAGCAUCCACAACGCCUGACUGGAAAGCUGUGAUGAGUAGCUCAACGGGCGCGGCUCCUAGGCUGACAUUGGCAUCACCGCAUGCGCCGUUCAUCGCCACAGCAUCAAAGAUGGUGAAGGAGGGAGAGGUUUUUGUCCCGCUGCCAUCCGCGCCGCGGACGUCACACCUGCGCCCAACAGCCGUCGCGGGUGCGGCUCGAGAAGCAGCGGAGGCCGCGGCGCCUCUUCGUACCUCCAGCGUUGACUGCGACGCGGCGGCGGAGACGGAGGCGGAGGCGGAGGAGGACUUCCUCGACAGCGUUGUGCAACGCGCUGCUCUUGAGACAACACAUCCUGACCGCGGCGCCUCCUCCGCGGCCGACGUCGAGGGUUUGCUGCUUUUUCCGCUGGAGACUCCGUGGCACGAGCACACGCCGCGUGUGUCGGAGACGCCGGCAGCGGAGGCAACGUUCAUCGGCUCGUCUUCGCUGACGUCGCUGCCGCUGCUGCCCCGACCACCACCGACUCCGCCACCGGCGCCGCUGAGUGGUGCCGCACGGCCGGCCCAGCCCCCCACAAAGACUGCCCCAAACGUCGCUUUGCGCGUCGCUACCUCCCUUCCUGCGGCGACUGCGAACUCCGUAGAGGCAAAGACGUUCUCCAGCAGACCUGCUAACACAGGAGUACCUACAAGAAAUGACGGCGCAAAAUCGGCGAAUACACCAACCACUAACACCACUGCUACUGCUACUGCUACUGCUACUGCUCCCAUCGCUGCAGCAGCGGAAGAGAAGCGUGUCUUUGGCAUCCGAUGCUUUGCCGGCUGGGAGCAGAUUUGCGUUGUGAUGGAGAAGCAUCGACCGGUGGCGAAGGAGGUGCGCAUGGCACAGGAUGGACUGAAAGUGCUGUUGCAUGAGCCCCGCAGCGGUGACGAGAUGCGGAUGUAG